AUGGCGAACAACAGCAACAGUGACAUCUUAAUGCUAGAAGCUCCGCCACCGCAAGGUCCAGCAUGGCCAGGACCUUUAACCAACGCCGAAACCAUCGACGCCCUGCCGUACAUCGACGACGACUACGCCAACCCCGACGUCAAACGAGAGGUCGACCGCAUGGUGGAGGAGGAGUUGCGACGCAGCGCAAAAAAGCCCGCCGAUUUCCUCAAAGACUUGCCUCCACUUCCCAAGCCCAAUUUCCAGGAUCAUCCUAUGCUAGCUAGAGAGUACGACCGCGUGAGAGCUUCCAGGCCUCCGGCGGUUAUUGAUUUUUCCAGAGACAAAGUAGAGACGCCGCCUUUGAAUAAAAUGAAUGAUGAAACUGCUUGGAGACUUGCUCUUCAGAAAGCUCAGUGCUCUUUGCAGCACCAAGUCGUCAGGUUAGAGAAUUUGGAGCUGAUUGACAAAUAUGGUCCUGACGCCUGGAUUCAGAACAACAAUCGAUUGCAAUUGGUUUUUUCAAGAAUGCAGAAAUUAGCUCAGGAACAAUUUCAAAAGAUUGAAACAGUGAAUCGUGAAAGGAAAUAUCACCAGCAAAACACUGCAUAUGAGCUUAAUGCUCUGUCUGCCCAAUGGAAGGAGCUGUGUCAGAAGAAUAUAGAAAUCCAUGCUGCAUGUGUUAAGCUUGAAAGUCAUCUGGAUGAAUUGAGGAGGGAAGCAGCCGAGAAGGGCUGGAACUUGGAAGCCAAUGCUGAAAAUGGUUCUCUGUUGAAUUCUGAAUGA
Prunus armeniaca (apricot) is the source of this 765-nucleotide messenger RNA. The record is from the annotation of a GenBank genome assembly. Lineage: Eukaryota; Viridiplantae; Streptophyta; Magnoliopsida; Rosales; Rosaceae.